Rhinocladiella mackenziei CBS 650.93 is the source of this 3576-nucleotide messenger RNA. RefSeq lists its product as uncharacterized. Gene Ontology annotation, biological process: DNA-templated transcription; regulation of DNA-templated transcription. NCBI's taxonomy places the organism in Eukaryota, Fungi, Ascomycota, Eurotiomycetes, Chaetothyriales, Herpotrichiellaceae. The record is from RefSeq and is a predicted model, not a curated record. Gene Ontology annotation, cellular component: nucleus. Bases 1 to 3576 code for a protein of 1191 amino acids. Gene Ontology annotation, molecular function: zinc ion binding; DNA binding; DNA-binding transcription factor activity, RNA polymerase II-specific. The transcript has a single exon.
AUGACGAGCUCAUCCAGCCAGGCAGGAUUUUCUCGAGGCGAUCAGCGCCACAAUUCACUUUCGAGCUCUGGAUAUAUCAUGUCAGAUGCACGAAAUCCCCGCAUCGACACGUUGGCCAACUCUCAAGCUCAACCGUCACACUCGAACCCGUCUGCUUUCGACACCUCAUCUCCUGUUUCUAUUGAUUUUAGUUUCCCCUUCGCCGGCAGCCCUCAUGGCAGUAGCAACAGCGGCAUCGAUGCCCCUCCCGAUAUUCGACUCAGUCAUAGUCAAGGGUUUCCCAGCCGAAGUUCAAUCCCAGAUCUCUCCCGUUACACCUCUGGGAGAGUCCCCAGCCCACAACACCGCGCCAGUCUGGCCAGUAUCGACUCGGCAUUCGAUCAUGAUCUUUUCGGCGCUUCAGCGUUGAAUCAAUGGACUCCGGCCAAUUCAACCAAUCAAGCAGUGAGUAAUUCGGAUUCUUCGCCAAGAAAACCCGCCAGUGCGACGGAGCAGGACAAAAAACCCUCCACGGAGGAGGAGAAACCGCCUGCAUGGAGCGAAUUGAAAACCAAAGCGGGCAAGGAGAGAAAACGGCUGCCCCUGGCUUGCAUCGCUUGUCGGCGGAAAAAGAUAAGAUGUUCCGGCGAAAAGCCUGCUUGCAAGCAUUGUCUACGUGCCAGAGUUCCUUGCGUGUACAAGGUGACCACCAGGAAAGCUGCUCCACGUACAGACUAUAUGGCGAUGCUGGACAAAAGGCUGAAGCGAAUGGAAGAUCGAGUCAUCCGUGCCAUCCCCAAGGACGAGCUGCCCGACUUGACCAUGACGGGACGUGCUUCAGUUCGGCCACCUCUUCCCGGCCAAACACCGAAAAAGGACAAGGAACAGCCAAAGAAAAGAUCGGCCGACGAGGCAUUCACGCAAGAACUCAAUGAUUGGAAGAAUUCCAGGGACAAGUCAACGUUGCUCGAUCCAGCCGCGGGGCUCAGAAAACAACGCGAGGGCGAGAAUAAGCUAUUCAUCGAAGGAUCUGAAUCCCUUCCACCCCAACAUAUUCAGGAACAUCUCGCCGAAGUCUUUUUUGACUGCGUUUAUGGCCAAUCGUAUCUUCUCCUUCACAAACCAAGCUUCAUGCGAAAGUUGAAGGCUGGGACUAUUCCUCCGGUUUUGAUACUGGCCGUGUGUGCCAUAUCAGCUCGAUUUUCCACCCACCCUCACGUCAGCACCGAACCGGCCUUUCUCCGUGGAGAACAGUGGGCAACACCUGCCCGUCGAAUUGUGGAAAAACGCCACUAUGAACCGAACAUAACCAUCCUCACGGCCAUGCUGAUGUUAGGUUUACACUACUUUGGCACCUGCGAGGGUGGCUUGUCCUGGUCCUUCGGUGGCCAGGCUAUGCGGAUGGGUUAUGCGCUGCAACUACAUCGGGAACUCGAUCAUGAUCCACUGGGUCGGAAUCAAAUCGCUAACUCCAACGAUUCAAACAAAAAUGGUCCCAAACCGCCCGAAUUAUCAUUCACGGACCGAGAAAUCCGCCGACGAACAAUGUGGGCUUGUUACUUGAUGGAUACAUUCAAUUCCUCUGGCACAGAACGUCCGUCUUUUCUAAACGAAGACUACUACCAGAUCCAACUACCGAUCAAAGAGUCACACUUCCAGAUGGAAGUCCCUGGGCCCACAGAAGAUUUAUACGGCAACGUGCCGAUGUCCAACAAGAAUUCUCUCGACAACAACGCCGAAGCUGCCGCCGAAGCAAAGGCCAACAUGGGCGUCGCCGCAUAUGUCGUCCGCGGCGUCGUCUUAUGGAAACGCAUUGUCAAGUACCUCAAUCUCGGCGGCAAGGAAAAAGACCCUCAUCCAAUAUGGGAUCCCCUAUCCCAGUUUGCCACUCUUCAACGCGAAAUAUCACAGCUCAAAUCCUCCCUGCCCGACAAUAUUACCUACACCCCCGAGAAUCUUGCAACCCAUGUCUCUGAGCGGCUGGCCAACCAAUAUCUCUUCCUACAUAUUGUCAUCGCUCAAACAUCACUUUUUCUGCACCGCUUUGCCAUCCCCACGACCCCGUCUCGCCGACCUCAUCACCACCACUACACUGCCGCCGGCAUGCCGAAGCCCUUCCUCUCCAAUUCCGCGAACGCUGUGAUUGAGUCUGCGAGUCUCAUCUCCAAACUCAUCGCCGACUCAACGGGCCACACCCUCACGGUCCCCUUCGCAGGCUACUGCGCCUAUGCCGCCGCCACGGUCCACGUCUGGGGUAUGUUUAGCAAGAACUCGGCGCUCGAGGCCGCGUCCAAGGAAAACCUCCGCCACAACUACAAGUACCUCACCCGCAUGAAGCGGUACUGGGGCAUGUUCCACUACAUGGCCGAGUCCGUCAAGGACAUAUAUCGCGCCUUCGCUGACGCCGCACGGCGCCAUGCCCAUGGUCGACCACCCUCGGACUCCACUGGACUGACUUCCUCGAAUUUGCUCCACAGGCACUCCUCCGCCGGCGACGGUUCCGGCACGCAGACGCCCAUGGACCUCGAUGCGACGCUGACGAACCCACCCUCACGGACAGAGACGCCUGGCGCCGACGGAAAACCGUCCACGCACACGGCAAGUUCGUCCUCUGGAUCUUCCAAAGCCAUGUUCCAGUACGGCGACUGGUUCGACAAGUAUCCUCACGGCGUGACCGAGAGCGAAUGGGAGAAAUCCCACCUCGAAUACCGUCGCGAAGCAGGAAACGGCGGCUCCGAAGCUGUUAUGUCUCAGCCCAGUGAGCUGCAGUCUGUCGAAGAAUUCUUCGCCAGCCUCAGCCCGCCUAGUAAAGCAGAUGAUGGACCUGGUGGAGCUAGGGGCAAAAAGGUCGCUAGACGCAGAGGAAAGAGUGUUGCAGAAAACAAGAAGGCGGCGGCGGCUAGGGAGACGGGGAAAAAUGCUUCUUCACCUCCUACGACGAGGGGGGGAUCCGGCACGUCUACUACCGGACCAUCAUCAAACUCACAGCGUCGGCAAUCGCAACAACAGUCAGGACAGCGUCUGUCAAAUGCGGGACUGGAACUCAAUCUCACACAGCCAUUCAAUCCCUCCGAUUUCGACAUCACUUCGCCACCACUUUAUCAGAACUCGCAGUUCUCUGGUCCGCCAUCACAACCAAAUGACCCUUAUGGCUUUGGCACGCCAACAUCGCCGCGUUUCAACUUGCACUUUGUAUCCACACUCCCAGCGAUCGAUCGCCAAAUGGUUUUCGACGCAUAUGCAGGUAUAGACCCCUCGAGUAACGCCAACAACGUGUCCGGACUCAACAACCUCAACAACAGUUCGCCUUCGCUGGGAAAUUUUGGUGGAGCCAAUCCCUGGGAUCAAUUGGACAUCAACGGACUCGGCUUCAAUGAUCCCCUCGCAGGAAGUUCAGGUAUGAUGGACACCGGCUCCUCGGCCUGGUUACUGCCGUUCAACAUCGAGCCGCCCAAUUACGGCGGUAUGGAGGAUUUCGGAAAUACCGCUUUAGAUGGUAUGGAAUUGGGCGAUUUGGCCGGAGGUCACGGAGGGAGUGAUGUCGGUGGACAGUUUUCUGAGCAAAAUCCAGGUAGUGGAAUGGGAGGACAGUCUUGA